CGGUUGAUUCAAGGAAGGUUAUCGCGUAGCGCGGUCGACAUACAGGCGACGCCGUUUCUUGUUUAUUUAAAAUUUAUUUUAUUCUCAGGGAUAUCAAUCCUUAGCUGAUAUCCUUCUGAAGCACCUCUUCUUAUACCACUUUUUUUUUUGUUCGCAAAAGUUCCCAAGCGGAAAAUUGCUUCCAUGUGUGAGAAUCAUAUAGAAGAGCACAAAAUACCUACACCGAAAUCUAACGAGAACGCAUCAGACUACCAAGAACCGUGGAUGCUCUUUGAAAUUUCCGGCUGGACUUUCGUAUAGAAAAGAAGAGUGUAUUAUGCUCCGCAUCUGGAACCCCUAUGAGUACAUUAUGGGCCACCCCUGAUAACAACCGAGAUCAAUUAACCUAAAUUACAUGCAUACUACUCGUCAGCCAAGCUAUAUUAAGAGGGUCAGUACUAAUAUCCUAGAGUUAAAACCACACAGCAUGCUCAUUGAAAACAGGCUUACGCAUGACGAGAGAAUUUAAAGCGAAUCUCUCAUCUGAAUGAUAUUAACAACUGCAAUACGGAUUAGGCCGCACACCCUGUCCUUGUUCUUAAUACGCGCCACCGUUUUGCAAUGACAAUUCUACAUUUUAUUCCUGCCUAGGAGAGAAACUCGGCAAGAAAAGCGAUCGACUCUAUUGUUGUUUGGUAUUUGUCCAAGGUUUCAUCAGUACACCGAGCAGUCUUUUUAUCUCCCCAUCUACCCUCUUGAGUUUUCCUCUAUCUCGCAUUAAUUAACGUCCUUAUCAUUUAUUUGCACGCUUUGGAGAGUAUCCCGAUGUCAUUGGUAUUGCCGAAACUCUCGUAGAUAUUGCGAAUCAGUAUAUAGUGCGCGGACGCGGAGUGAAUCACAGUAGCUACCCUACCCUCGUCUUCACAAUGAAUUCCAACAUGGGAGGCCAUACGAUCCCACUUCGCCACCAGCCUGAGGAGAUAUUCCUAAAACCUCGCAAGCGAGCGAGCUACGAUCAACCGUCUGCGAACGCCAUACGUGAGCGCAUCAGAGCGCAGAACCUGAAGAAAGCGUACAUGGAGCUGCAAAAAACUUUACCCAACGUUCCACCGGAUACCAAGCUUCCUCGGUUGAACAUUCUGUUGCUUGCUAUAGACUACAUAUCGCAUCUUACUUGUGUGUUAUCAAGACAGGAUGCUGAAAUUCCAUGUAACGAUGCAAUACUCAAGCACGAUAUGAUCCAGCCGUUUAUAAAGAAAUGGCCCGCACGUUCCCAGCUUUUCACAGACAUUCAGCAAGAGCCACUUCCAAGCUGUAUGUUUGAGGGGUCUGAAAACAUGGUUAGGCCACGAAUCUGUACGGCUGUUUAACUAUAAUUUUAGACGUAUUACCUUAAAGGAAACAUGGAGAUAGAUUGGUACUACAUAGGUGCGAUCUACAGCAUCAAAAGGUUUAUAUACAACAGUCGAAGUUAACUAAUUCAUUAUAAAGAAAAUAUUACUCAACAUAUCAUGUAAAUUAUAUCUGUUUUCGUUCUUGAUGUGUAUUCUAAGUAGUAUUCAAUUCCAUACAGACUAUAUAGAGCCAGCCAGAAUAAACAAAUGGAUCACCCUUGAA
This is a messenger RNA of Nematostella vectensis (starlet sea anemone), 1596 nucleotides long. Its product is annotated as transcription factor 24. Gene Ontology annotation, biological process: developmental process; regulation of transcription by RNA polymerase II. NCBI's taxonomy places the organism in Eukaryota, Metazoa, Cnidaria, Anthozoa, Actiniaria, Edwardsiidae. The record is from RefSeq and is a predicted model, not a curated record. Gene Ontology annotation, molecular function: RNA polymerase II transcription regulatory region sequence-specific DNA binding; protein dimerization activity; DNA-binding transcription factor activity, RNA polymerase II-specific. Bases 906 to 1349 code for a protein of 147 amino acids. The transcript has 3 exons.